Messenger RNA from Torulaspora globosa, 549 nucleotides. RefSeq names its product Arf family GTPase CIN4 (gene CIN4). Gene Ontology annotation, biological process: protein folding. Bases 1 to 549 code for a protein of 182 amino acids. Gene Ontology annotation, molecular function: GTP binding; GTPase activity. The transcript has a single exon. NCBI's taxonomy places the organism in Eukaryota, Fungi, Ascomycota, Saccharomycetes, Saccharomycetales, Saccharomycetaceae. The record is from RefSeq and is a predicted model, not a curated record. Gene Ontology annotation, cellular component: microtubule cytoskeleton; cytoplasm.
AUGGGUCUACUCACUAUAAUCAAGAAGCAGAAGUUGAAAGACAACGAGAUUCGGUGUUUGAUUCUCGGUCUUGAUAAUUCCGGCAAGUCCACGAUUGUCAAUCGCCUGCUCCCGAAGGAUCAGAGAUCAACCGAGAUCACCCCGACCGUGGGCUUCCAAAUCCACACAGCGCAUAUUCAAGAUCGUCUUGUGUCGUUAUGGGACAUAGGAGGGCAAACCACUUUGCGACCCUUCUGGGACAACUACUAUGACAAGACGGAUGUUUUAGUCUGGUGCAUCGAUGUAAGCCAGCCGUUAAGGUUUGAUGAGUCUGCUCGUGAGCUGUUCUCAUUUCUCCAGAGAGACCGGGGGCGUCCAGGCCAUGACUUGAAGCUGAUAGUCGCUUUGAAUAAGAUUGAUCUUCUGUCAGGAUCGUCAUUAACGACAUGCGUUGCAUCCGUCCAAGAUGAUCUAUCUGAUGUCGCCGGGGCCGGGGCGGUUUUUGUCCGGUGCAGCGGGGUUACCGGACAGGGCAUGGAAGAGCUUUCGUACGCAAUGUGUGCGGAUUAA